This is a messenger RNA of Aureobasidium vineae, 1371 nucleotides long. Lineage: Eukaryota; Fungi; Ascomycota; Dothideomycetes; Dothideales; Saccotheciaceae. The record is from the annotation of a GenBank genome assembly.
AUGGCUGCACACGACGACAAGAAGCGAAAGAGAGGCCAGGAAGGCGCAGACGCCCCCAACAAGAAGGCCUCGAGCGCCGCCAUCAACGUGCGCUUCCCGGCACCUCGCGACGAGCUGUACCCCGUCAUCGGUAUGCGCCCAUCUCCAUCUUUUUAUGAUUGUUCACGUUCUGACGCGUGUGUGCAGNCCGCCGCGCCUGGACUCAAUGUGCCCAUCGCUCCCUUCAAGCCCUUCGUCAAGGUCACCAACCCCAAGAAGGACAGCGCCUCGCCCGCACCCUCGUCACACUCGCUGCUGCUGCAUUCGACAUCACAUGCCCGUCUGGACUUUACCGCCCAACAGCAAUCCAAUCAAGACUUGACCCACUACGUCGCCGUCUAUGAUCCUCAAUCCUCCUCCCUCCAGGUCCUCCCCGCACACGCCGUCACUCUCCGCACCACCCUCCGCGCCGAGGCUCAGGAAGUCGCUGCUCAGAAUGCCGUCCGUACUUUUGCUCAACAACGUGAGGAUCUGGGUCAGGCCUUCGGUACAAAGAAGGCCAAGAAGGCUCUUGCCUCCAAGGUUGAGAACGCCAUCACAUCCAACGCCGACAGGAACCGCACCGGAGGCAAGCUCGAUAACGUCGAGACUGCCGUCAUGGACAGCGUCAAGGAAGCUUCGGAUGCCAUGCCUGCCAAACAGGCUCAGCAGGAGGAAAUCCUGGCAAACAAGCCUAUUCCCAAGCCCAACCUCAAUGCCACCGAGGCCGAAAACGUCUACCCCAUCGGCAUGCUCAUUCCUGCAGCCGACAUGCGCAACUUGGCUGUCAAGGAAUGGCAAGACAGCCAAGGCGAGGAUCUCAAAUUGUCUUCUCGUUUCGUCGCCCAACGUGUCAACCCCAUUGCUGUUCGUGACGACGUUCAAAGACUCAAGGCUCUCAAAUACCUCAUGCUUCUGAUCGAAUUCAAUCUCGCACUCAAACCAGCAGGAAAGGCCGGCAAGAAGGUGCCACAAAAGGACCAACUACGAGCCAAGUUGCAGGACUGGCCAGAGACUCUGAUCGAGAGUGUCAGGAGGAGAUUCUCGGACAAUAACGAACUCAACAAAUGGCACAUGGACAACCUCAUCACACACAUGGCCGCCAUCUCGCUAUUCAUCGAUGGCUACAAGACCGACACACACGAUCUGCGUGAGGACUUGCGUUUGGACAACAAGCAGUACANNAUGUCGCAAUACUUCAUGGAGCUGGGCUGCAAAGUCAACAACCCUACCGAAAAGGAACAAGCAGACUUCAAGAUCCCCAACAAGGCCGUCGCCGCACAACGCAGAGUCGCCAAGUUGAAGAUUCCUCUCGACUUCCCCAAGGUCAGAAUGAUGCCUCGCCGAAGAUGA